Molecule: messenger RNA, 4337 nt
Organism: Platichthys flesus (European flounder)
Lineage: Eukaryota; Metazoa; Chordata; Actinopteri; Pleuronectiformes; Pleuronectidae
Product: B-cell receptor CD22-like
Exons: 18
Coding region: 655-3870 (1071 amino acids)
Source: RefSeq, a predicted model, not a curated record
GUUAGGGGGAGGGGUUAUGAGAGUCACUGAAUGACAGCUGACUGAGGAAGAGCGGAGAAAGGAUUUUAAAGUUUGACAGCUGCUGAAUGACUGGCUGAAAGAGACCUCGCCAGACCUGAUUGGAUAGUUAGUAACGCCCACAGUCAGCUGAUCAGCAUGCAGGUUAAGUCUUCCUGACUGAACUUACUUACGCUAUGCUUUUCUCUGUGUGUGAUGUUUCCUGUUUACGUGUUGUUCACCUGCACAUUUAUGUUUAUUUAACUCUUCAAAAACCCUUUUGAUACGUUUUCACAUUGUUAGGUGAAGUUUUAAAUAGAGACACUGUGAAUACUAUGUCAGCAUUAAUCCUCCAAAUAAAUAUGUAGUACUGAAAACUGCUCUGUGCCUGUGAACAAGACUUCACCACAAACAACAACUAAUAGAGGAAGUGGCGGGGAUAUGCAUCUGCAUGCAGAUACUGUUAGAAGCUGCAAUCAUAAAACCUACAAGAAGCUGCUUUCUGGCUUGCCUUACAGGGGAUGAAAAUAUUUUUUUGCAUCCCCUUUCAAAGUGUGAACACUUCCUUCUCUAAAGUUUCAUUCUCGGAGUGAGGCUGUGUGUGACAGACUGAUACAAGUGGGUCCUCUGAGAAAUCCAGUUGUAGUCCCACAUGAGAUGGAGGCUCAGACAGUCACGUGGUUGGUUUUUCUGGCCCUAAUAAUACAUGUUUCUACAAGUGACCCUGAAAGUCCCGUCGAAGACCCGCCCACUGAACCUAAACUGUCUAUGAGGUCUGAGGUCACAGAAGGUCAGACCAUCACCAUCAACUGCACUGUUGAAAGUUUCCCACAGUCAACUCUCACCUUGGCGAGGACCGACACAUACCCCCAGUCUUUAAUGAUCACAGAAAUAAAUCUUAAUUCACGAACCAGCAACUCUCUCUCCCACACGUUUACUGUGACUUCAUCAAACACUGGUUGGUACUUCUGCCGUGCUCAGAACAUUGAGGGCUCAAAGGACAGUGAGCAGAAGGAGUUGGUGGUGAAAUACAGUCCCAAACAUGUGACAGUUCAAGCCAAUCCUGGUCUUGAUGUGAAGGAAAAUGUGUUGUUGACACUGAGCUGUUCUGCUGAGUCCAACCCACCAGUGAGCUCUGUCACCUGGAGGAAGACGACUGAUGGGAGAGAGGAAAUCAUCCAACAGACUCAGACUCAGACUUUCAGGGUGAAUUCAGCCAGUCCCUCUGACAGUGGACUGUACAGCUGUGAAGCCACCAAUGACAUUGGAAGUGGAAAGUCACAGCCAGCUGAGGUUAAAGUCAGAUACAGUCCCAACAAUGUGAAAGUUCAAGCCAAUCCUGGUCUUGAUGUGAAGGAAAAUGUGUUGUUGACACUGAGCUGUUCUGCCGAGUCCAACCCACCAGUGAGCUCUGUCACCUGGAGGAAGAUGACUGAUGGGAGAGAGGAAAUCAUCCAACAGACUCAGACUCAGACCUUCAGGGUGAAUUCAGCCAGUCCCUCUGACAGUGGACUGUACAGCUGUGAAGCCACCAAUGACAUUGGAAGAGGAAAGUCACAGCCAGCUGAGGUUAAAGUCAGAUAUAAGCCGAGGAAGACGAGCAUUUCUGUCAGUGGCUCUUCUGAUAACCAAGUGAAAGUUGGUGGUUCUGUCACGUUAACAUGUGACACCGAUGCCAAUCCUGCCCCGACGACUUACUCCUGGUACCGCAACAAAAAUCAACAAACUGACUCUUUGUGGAAGAACACAAACAGACGAGAGCUGAGUUUAACAAUACAAAGAGCAGAUGAAGCUUGUUACAGCUGCAGCUCCUCAAACCUCAUUGGUGGAGGGGAUAAGAGUCAACCAGUGUGCAUACAAGUACUGUACCCGCCCACUGAACCUAAACUGUCUAUGAGUUAUGAGGUCACAGAAGGUUCAACCAUCACCAUCAGCUGCACUGUUGAAAGUUUCCCACAGUCAACUCUCACCUUGAUGAGGAUCGACAAAUAUAAUCUGUAUUCACGACCCAUCAACUCUCUCUCCCACGAGUUUACUGUGACUUCAUCCGACGCUGGCUGGUACGUCUGCCGUGCCCAGAACACUGAGGGCACAAAGGACAGCAAGCAGAAGAAGUUGGUGGUGAAAUACAGUCCCAAACAUGUGACAGUUCAAGCCAAUCCUGGUCUUGAAGUGAAUGAAAAUGUGUUGUUGACACUGAGCUGUUCUGCCGAGUCCAACCCACCAGUGAGCUCUGUCACCUGGAGGAAGACGACUGAUGGGAGAGAGGAAAUCAUCCAAGGGACUCGGACUUGGAGGAAGACCUUCAGGGUGAAUUCAGCCAGUCCCUCUGACAGUGGACUGUACAGCUGUGAAGCCACCAAUGACAUUGGAAGUGGAAAGUCACCGCCAGCCGAGGUUAAAGUCAGAUAUAAGCCGAGGAAGACGAGCAUUUCUGUCAGUGGCUCUUCUGAUAACCAAGUGAAAGUUGGUGGUUCUCUCACGUUAACCUGUGACACCGAUGCCAAUCCUGCCCCGACGACUUACUCCUGGUACCGCAGCAAAAAUCAACAAACUGACUCUUGGUGGAAGAACACAAACAGACGAGAGCUGAGUUUAACAAUACAAAGAGCAGAUGAAGCUUGUUACAGCUGCAGCGCCUCAAACCGCAUUGGUGGAGGGGAUAAGAGUCAACCAGUGUGCAUACAAGUACUGUACAGUCCCAAACAUGUGAGAGUUCAAGCCAAUCCUGGUCUUGAUGUGAAGGAAAAUGUUUUGUUGACACUGAGCUGUUCUGCCGAGUCCAACCCACCAGUGAGCUCUGUCACCUGGAGGAAGACGACUGAUGGGAGAGAGGAAAUCAUCCAACAGACUCAGACUCUGACCUUCAGGGUGAAUUCAGCCAGUCCCUCUGACAGUGGACUGUACAGCUGUGAAGCCACCAAUGACAUUGGAAGAGGAAAGUCACAACCAGCUGAGGUUAAAGUCAGAUUUUCUCCAAAACACACACACAUCACGGAGUCGGCAGAGAAGCAGGAGCUUGACGGGAGGAGCUCCGUGAUGCUGAGCUGCUUCAGUCACAGCUUUCCCCCAGUCCAACACUACUCAUGGUACAGGAAGAGUCAGGGAGAGGAAAAGGAUGAACUUGUGUCAAAGCAUCAAAACCACACAGUGUUCUCAAACCAGCCAGGAGUCUACUACUGCAUCGCACAAAAUGAAGUAGAUCAAAGUUUGUCUGAUCCUGUCCAUCUGUUUGAACGAAACCACAGUCUGCACAUCCUGAAGUUCCUCCUUCCUGCUCUAUUUGUCCUGAUGAUUAUCAUUUUAAUUGUCAUAGUUUUAAGAUACAGGAAGAAAAAAUUUAUACAACAAGGAACAACAAACACCAAAUCCCCUUCUGGUUUUUCGGAGCAGUUGAGGCGUCCAGAGGCCCAACGACACCAGCCUCUUCCAGACAGCACGCCUCCGACCGACAACGACCUUGUUUACAGCCUUUUGAAUCUGCCCCAGGCUGCCUCUGCACAAAACCCCACAGGACAGCAAGCUGGAAACACCGAGGAGGAUUCUGUCAACUACGCUUCACUGCACUUUAAGAAUAAGCUAAAGAAGAAGCAAAGAAAGGUGGAAGAAGACUCUGUGUAUGCGAAGGUGUCCAAGCCAGCACGAGUUAAAAAGAAUGAACCAGAGAGCCUGCAGGACUAUGAAAACAUUAAUAAUGCAAUUGCACGAGCACCAACAUCUCCAAAUCUAUUUGACGACCACACAAGUGAAGUUGAAGUGGAGCUCCACUAUUCAAAGGUGAGAUUCACAGCGACGCCCCGACGUCAGACGACCAACAGAGACUCCAGCAGCUCACACCAAGAUGAGAGUCUUUACUCUAACGUCAGGAUUUGACCCGAGAUGUUCUCAUCCUGUUUUUUACAGCUACCUCGAGCCUGAGGAAGUUUAUAUUCACAAUAAGUCAUCACAGAGAGUCUGAAGAGUUCAUGUGUUAAACCGUGUUAUCAGUUGGAGUAUUUUAAAACUAGUUAGCAAGAAGGCACAGAAGUUACAUUACAGAGCUAAAAUAUAAUAUUUAAAUAGUUAAAAUUGUUAAUUUAAAAAAAGUAAACAGCAAAAUGUGAGGGAUAAACGGUUAAAAUGCUUAUUUUCCAACUUAAAAUGUAAAUAAUGUGAGUGUCAAAUAAUUUUAUUAAUAACUUUUUAUAUAAUCUAUAUAUAUAAAUGACAUGCAGUUAGACAAGAAAUGCUGAGAAUCACUGCCGAAUGUGUUUUUGUCCUUUCCAGUGUUUUAUACUUAAUCUAAACCCACAGACCUGAAAUGUAAAAUAUCCUGUUUCUCAAAAUAAAAAUAAAUAUGU